Molecule: messenger RNA, 993 nt
Organism: Jatropha curcas
Lineage: Eukaryota; Viridiplantae; Streptophyta; Magnoliopsida; Malpighiales; Euphorbiaceae
Product: short chain aldehyde dehydrogenase 1
Molecular function (GO): oxidoreductase activity, acting on the CH-OH group of donors, NAD or NADP as acceptor
Source: RefSeq, a predicted model, not a curated record
AAAAAAAAAAAUCUUUAAAAAAAAAAAAAAAAAUCUCUCAUAUCAAACCUCUAUCACCAGACAUUAAUUACAAAAAUGAACGGCUCACUAGCUCCCAUUGCCAAGAGAUUAGAUGGCAAAGUAGUCUUGAUCACCGGGGCAGCAAGUGGAAUCGGCGAGAGCUCUGCAAGACUCUUUGCUAAACAUGGCGCCAAAGUUGUAAUCGCAGACAUCCAAGACGACUUAGGCCAUUCUGUAUGCAAUGAAAUUGGCUCUGAUUAUGUCCAUUGUAACGUGACAAACGAAACUGAUGUAGAAAACGCUAUAAAAGCAACAGUUUCAAAGUAUGGUAAGCUUGAUAUAGUGUUUAGUAAUGCCGGGACAUCUGGAGAUGAAAGUCCAAGCAUUUUGGAAGUGAUGUAUGAAAAUUACAAGAAAGUUUUUGAUGUGAAUGUGUAUGGAGCUUUCUUGGUAGCCAAACACGCUGCAAGUGCAAUGAUUCCAGAAAGAAAAGGAAGCAUUAUUUUCACUUCAAGUGUUGUGUCAGUCACUCAUGGAAUUGUUCCUCAUUUAUAUGCAGUGUCAAAACAUGCAUUAGUAGGGCUUACCAAGAAUUUAUGUGUGGAAUUAGGGCAAUAUGGGAUUAGGGUUAAUUGUAUUUCGCCUUAUGGGGUGGCGACGCCUUUAUUAAGGGAAGCGUUCGGAGGCAUUGACAAGAAAAAGGUGGAGGAGAUUAUGAGUGCGGCGGCGAACCUAAAGGAUAUUGUUUUGGAGGCUAAUGAUGUGGCUGAGGCAGCAUUGUUUUUGGGUAGUGAUGAGUCAAAGUAUGUUAGUGGUUUGAAUUUAGUUGUUGAUGGAGGUUAUAGUACCACUAACGUGGCUAUUCGAGAGAAAGUUAAAGAAUUCUUUUCUUGAGAGCCCGCCCAACUCAGAUGUCUGUGUUAUAUAUAGCAUAACACCAUCCACUUGAUUAUGUAAUUAUAAAAUUAUAAUAAAUUAGUUAAUUUUCAUAAA